AUGGGAAUUUGUGGAUCUAAAGAAUCCCCCGAAGUCAUUAAGACUGAUCAAAAACGUCAGCAACAAACCCAAGUUAUUAAUAAACAUCAAAACCAAUCUGAUUCAUCUCAUGAUGAUAGUACAAGAUUCAAUGAAAAAGGUCAGGAUCUUAAAGAUACUUUACAAAGUAUUCCAAUAGAAGAUAGUCCAACAUCUUCAUCAUCAUCAUCAAAAGAAGUUAAAGUAUUAUUAUUAGGAUCAGGAGAAAGUGGGAAAUCAACCAUUGUUAAGCAAAUGAAAAUUUUACAUCAAAAUGGUUAUAAUACUGAAGAAUUAUUAGAAUAUAAACCUUUUGUUUAUAAGAAUAUUUUGGAUUGUAUUAAACAAAUUAUUAAUGCUAUAAUUGAUUUACAACCAAGUUUAAUUGAUAAAAAUAAUGAUAAUGAUAACGAUAAUGAUAAUGAUAAUGAUAACGAUAAGAAUAUCUUACCAAUUGAUGAUUUAAAUGAAAUUCUUGAUUAUGAAAUUAAUAUUAAUUCUAAUGAACCUUUUAAUGAAGAAAUUGCUGGAAAGAUUUUAAAUAUUUAUAAUAAACCUCAAGUUAAAAGUUUUAUUAAAUUUAAUCAAGGAAAUUUUUAUUUGAUUGAUUCAACAAAUUAUUUCUUAUCAGAUUUAUCAAGAUUUUCUAAUAAAGAUUAUUUACCAACACCAAAUGAUAUUUUAAGAACAAGAAAGAAAACUUCAGGUAUUUAUGAUUUUAGAUUUCAAAUGGGUUCAGGUCUUAAUAUUCAUAUGUUUGAUGUUGGUGGUCAAAGAUCUGAAAGAAAGAAAUGGAUUCAUUGUUUUGAUAAUGUUACAUUAAUUAUAUUUUGUGUUGCUUUAAGUGAAUAUGAUCAAGUUUUAUUAGAAGAAAAUAAUCAAAAUAGAUUAGAAGAAAGUUUAACAUUAUUUGAUUCUGUUGUUAAUUCAAGAUGGUUUGCAAGAACUUCAAUUGUUUUAUUCUUGAAUAAAAUUGAUGUGUUUGCUGAUAAAUUACCUUAUUCUCCUUUAGAAAAUUAUUUCCCUGAUUAUAAUGGUGGUAAUAAUAUUAAUAAAGCUGCUAAGUAUAUUUUAUGGAGAUUUACUCAAGUUAAUAGAUCGGGUUUAAAUAUUUAUCCCCAUGUUACUCAAGCAACUGAUACUUCAAAUAUUGAAUUAGUUUUUGCAGCUGUCAAAGAAACUAUUUUGGAAAAUUCUUUGAAAGAUAGUGGGUUAUUAUAA
This is a messenger RNA of Yamadazyma jaroonii, 1239 nucleotides long. NCBI's taxonomy places the organism in Eukaryota, Fungi, Ascomycota, Pichiomycetes, Serinales, Debaryomycetaceae. The record is from the annotation of a GenBank genome assembly.